Leucoraja erinaceus (little skate) is the source of this 7150-nucleotide messenger RNA. RefSeq names its product transducin-like enhancer protein 1. Gene Ontology annotation, molecular function: transcription corepressor activity; protein binding. The coding region runs from base 1170 to 3572 and encodes 800 amino acids. The record is from RefSeq and is a predicted model, not a curated record. NCBI's taxonomy places the organism in Eukaryota, Metazoa, Chordata, Chondrichthyes, Rajiformes, Rajidae. Gene Ontology annotation, biological process: negative regulation of canonical Wnt signaling pathway; regulation of DNA-templated transcription. The transcript is spliced from 21 exons. Gene Ontology annotation, cellular component: nucleus; transcription regulator complex.
UGUUUUGCUCAGGAUUCCAGCAUCUGCGGUUCCUUCGGUCUUCCUGUUCUUUCCCCCGUCGUUGGCAGUGUUUUAUGGAACAGCACAGCGCAGGAACAGGUCCAUCGGCCCGUAAUGUCUGUGCCGAACGUGACGCCAAAAUAAACGGAUCUCAUCUGCGUGCAUAUGAUUCAUAUCCUUCUGUGUCUUGCAUAUCCGUGCACCUGUCCAAAAGUCUCAAACGCCACCAUUAUCUGCAUCCAACACUACCCCAAGCAGCACAUUGCAGGCAGCCACUACCUUCUGUGAAAUGAAAAAGCUUGUCCUGUACACCAGCUUUAAACUUUUGUGCUUUCAUCCACUGUGUCCUCCAAAGGUCUACAUCUGUGGUCUCGUAUUUCUGAAUGAUGUGCUUUCUUUUGGCAAUGUGAUCCAAACGUAUUGAGUCAGUUUCCGAGGGGUUGAGCUGCUGCCUCGCGGCGCCAGAGACCCCGGUUCGAUCCUGACCUCGGGUGCUGUCUGCGGCAUUUGCACGUUCGCCCUGUGACCGCGAGGGUUUUCUCCGGUCCCCCGCGUUCUACAGACGUGCGGGUUUGUAGGUUAAUUGGCUUUUGUGAAUUGUGCCUAAUGUGUAGGAUACGUAGAUGGUGUGAAUGGGUGAUCGAUGGUCAGCGUGGACUCGGUGGGCCGAAGGGACUGUUUCCAUGCUGUAUCUCUAAAACUAAAACCAAAGCACACUGCCAUCCUGCCCUAUCUCCCGUCAAGACCUCUCCUGAUAAGUGUGUAGGAAGGAACUGCAGAUGCUGGCUUACCCCAAAGAUACACAAAAUGCUGGAGUAACUCCACAGCGAUAUGCAGCCUGUCCGGUUGAGUUACUCCAGCAUUUUAUCUGUCUCCCCUUCCUAUAAAUAUAGAUUGCUUCUCUAAAAUAACAGCACCACACACGUAGGCACGUCCCCAUGUAAACAUGGGAGAUUGAAACCACCUUCUGCAGACCCUGCUGCAAAAUGUAUUCUCCAGACUCCCACUAUAUCUGAAGAAUAGAAAGACUCACUAUGUCAGAGGAAGGGUCGUGACCUGAAACAUCUCCCAUUCUUUCUCUCCAGAGAUGCUGCCUGUCCUGCUGAGUUACUCCAGCAUUUUAUGUCAAUGUACUACAUCCCUCUCCAUAGUUUAAGAAGGAACUGCAGAUGCUGGAACAACCGAAGGUACCGCCAUCCGCCGCCCCAACUGCCUCAUCCCAAACUUUGAAAUUCACCUUCCCAGAAACGUUGGAUCGGAUUAAGGAAGAAUUCCAGUUUCUGCAGGCACAGUACCACAGCCUCAAGAUGGAGUGCGAAAAGUUGGCCAGUGAAAAGACGGAGAUGCAACGACAUUACGUGAUGUACUAUGAGAUGUCAUAUGGCCUCAAUCUUGAGAUGCAUAAACAAACGGAAAUAGCAAAGAGACUGAAUGUGAUUUGUGCUCAGCUCCUCCCUUAUCUAUCGCAAGAACAUCAACAACAGGUAAUCCAGACCAUUGAACGUGCAAAGCAGGUAACCAUGGGCGAGUUAAAUGCUGCAAUUGGAGUUCGAGGACUUCCUAUUCUACCACCCCCACACCAUUUCCAACCCCAGCAGCUCUCCCACCACGCCUCUCCGUUCCCGCUCGCUCUCCACCCAACAGGGCUGCAGCUCCCGGCCAUGUCUUCAAUUGGAGCCAGCUCGGGACUGCUGGCCCUCUCCAACGCCCUGGCGGCUCACCCCCAGUUUGCCCUUAAAGAAGACAAGAACCAUCAGGAGCAGGAGCAUCGGCGAGACAGAGACCAAGGGUCGGAGGCAGAGACAAGUCGUGAAAUGUCGGAUGCAAAAGCAAGAAGGCACAGAUGCUGGAAAUCUGAAAGAAGAACAGAAAGUGCCGAGGAUUCUCAGCAGAGUUCUGUACACUCGUCCAAUGGAGACAAGCCAAGAAACUCCUCGGAAUAUCCCAUCCACCUCAAGAAGAAGAAAACUGAGGAACGGGAUUCAGUGAAUGACUAUGACAGCGAUGAUGACAAGAGUGACGAUAAUCUCGUCGUUGAUGUUUCCAAUGAGGAGCCAUCGUCUCCUCGCAGUAGCCCUCCGCAAGCAGCGCACGAGAAUGGACUGGACAAGCUUCACGUGAGGAGGAAGACUCAGGUGAACAGUCCCACGUCGCUGGUUACAACAAGCUGCACCCCGCCUCCGCUAAAAAGCAAAGAGCCGGUUGCGAAUGAGAAGUCCAGCACACCUGGUCUGAAAUCCAGCGUGCCACCGUCCCGGAGUGACUCAGCGACGCCCAGCACCAGUGGCACCUCCCAGCACUGCUCAGCGGCUGGCAAAGCAGGGGCGGAUCCUCUCGCUUUAGGGUUGAAAACACCGCUGUCCGUGCAGGGUGCAUUCCCGGUGCCAUUCGGGAUGGUCCACACUGCGGUGAACGGUGGGAUCGCCGGUGCCAAUGCCUACGGGGGCCUGCACUUUGCUUCCCCUCAACUCAACGGCGGUGCCACAGCCUCAACGUUUGGUCGCUCAUCGGUGGCUGGAUUUGAACAUCACACACACAAGCGGACGGCAGGACUUCCCGGGAGCCUGUCAGCGGCGACUGCAGGGAAGCCCGCCUACUCGUUCCACGUCGGAGCAGACCGGCAGAUGCAGCCCGUGGCGUUCCCGACGGACGCGCUGACCGGGACGGGCAUUCCCCGGCAUGCCCGGCAGAUCAACAACCUCCCCCACGGGGAGGUGGUGUGCGCCGUGGCCGUCAGCAACUUCACCAAGCACGUGUACACGGGCGGAAAGGGCUGCGUGAAGGUGUGGGACAUCAGCCAGCCCGGAAACAGAAGCCCCGUCUCUCAGUUGGAUUGUCUGAACAGAGACAACUACAUCCGCACCUGCAAGCUUUACCCCGACGGCCGUAAUCUGAUCGUGGGCGGGGAAGCCAACAUCAUUUCCAUAUGGGACCUCGCAGCUCCAAGCCCUCGGAUCAAGGCGGAGCUGGAAUCCAGCGCUCCCGCCUGCUACGCUCUGGCCGUCAGCCCGGACGCCAAAGUCUGCUUCUCCUGCUGCAGUGACGGAAGCAUCUUUGUCUGGGACUUGCACAAUGAGACGAUCAUUAGGCAGUUCCAUGGCCACACCGAUGGUGUCAGCUGCACAGAUAUUUCCAAUGACGGGACAAAGCUGUGGACCGGCGCGCUGGACAACACCGUCAGGUGCUGGGACCUGCGGGAGGGGCGGCAGGUGCAUCAACAUGACUUUGCAUCACAGAUCUUUGCACUAGGAUGCUGCCCGACAGGAGGUUGGCUUGCUGUUGGCACGGAGAGCAGCAACGUGGAGGUUUUACAUGUCAACAAACCAGAUAAAUAUCAACUCCACCUUCACGAGAGCUGCGUUCUCUCACUCAAAUUUGCUUAUUGUGGUAAAUGGUUUGUAAGCACUGGAAAAGACAACUUGCUGAAUGCAUGGAGAGUACCGUAUGGAGCAAGUAUAUUCCAGUCCAAAGAGUCAUCGUCUGUGCUAUGCUGUGACAUCUCGGUGGACGACCAAUAUGUUGUCACUGGCUCAGGGGACAAGAAAGCCACAGUGUAUGAAGUCAUUUACUGAGAAUUCAAUCCUUCACCGGGAGAGGAGGGGACGGGACAGGGCGAGGUUUUUCAGCCGAGACCUUCAUUCCGGAUCAGUUUAACUACAUUUCCCAAGGAGCACAUCCAACAGAACCUCCACCCUCGUUGGAAGACUGUCUCGUUUGACCUUGACUUGGUUGUUGAAAUUUAACCUGGACUCACUUCAACAAGAGAGGACUUCUGGGUUGACCAAAGUGACAGAUUCUCAUCGGUAGAGGCAGGUUUGUUCACCCCGACUAACUCCAUAAUCAAUGCUAAAGUUUAGGGUAACACACUCUUUGUACAAUUUCUUUUACUUCUCUGUUCUGUUUGCUGGAUUCAUUUGUGAGGGGAAAUAUUCUGUAUGGUUACCAUGAUGCAAGACCUUGCUGCCUGUGGAUCUUGACCAGUUGGGACGCACAUGGAACUUUGACCUGUUUUUCUUCACGUUGAGCUUUUCAACCGCACUUAUAAAAAUGCAUCUUUUUAUAUUGUGCUGUUCAUUAAGUAGAACAGUGUGAACGUUGGCACCUUAGUUUGCUCUCCUCUUUCCCAAUCUCCCUCAGUCCACCCAUAAACUGGCGUUUGUGGGGAAGCAGUUCAGACGUCAACAUAGGAGUCGCCAGCCCUGAUGUUUUGGGUUCUGUUUCCACUUGCCUGUAUGGGCAUCUUGGGCUUUCACUUGUGGGGGGUUAUGCGCUUGUGAAUCACUGCAUAUAAAUCACACACAUGCCAAGCACGUACACCACUAGGCUGCCAUACGGUGCCAAAAUAGAUAUAAGUGCGUUAUACCGAAAAUCGGAGAGUGUAAAUUAACCUUCGGUAGCAAUUGGACAAACGCUCAUUCCAAUUAUUCUAAAAAAAAACACGUAAAUGACGCUGGUGCAAACCGUGAGGUGCCUGUCAAGAUUUCUUUCAAGGUUUAUCAUUGAUUAACGCUAUUGUCCAUCGGGUGGCUAUUUCCCUGCUUUGGCAAGGAUCCUCCACUGCCUGAGAUUAACGUAUCUGUGUGGAGGUGCAGUGGGAGCUUUCAGAACCUUAAGGGAGAUGUUCAGGCAAGACAGGAGGAGAGCACAAGGAUCCCAUCUCAAGGCCGUCAAUGCGUUGUAACGAAACAGGUUGUUUUUAGGAAAUGGAAGAGUGAGCUGCCAAGUCAUCUGUUUCAUUCACCGGGGGGGUGGGGGGGGGGUACAGCGCACGUGGGCAUGUCUCGUGAACAGAUUGCGGCUGGUUGCAGUCAACAGGUCGAAGCAACUUGUGCCAGUUGACUUGAAGAGUGGCUCCACCUCCAACUACGUUUAAGUAUUGCAACUUACUUGAAAGCUUGGACCAUGCAAUCUCACUGUUUUAUUUAUGAAGUCUAUAGGAAAACAUCGUCAAGCACAGCUUAUAUUGGCAAAGAGCUCCACACACUUUUUAUUCAAAUCUUUUGGUUAUUUUGAUAUUUGGAUUAAUUUUCCUUGCAAAUGUUGUAAUUAGACGGCUGUUUACAAUGGAAGAAAUAUCUCGCCCGGUUAACAUCUGGGCAGCAAAGUAAUUUGAUCUUUAUUUCUAAUUCACAACAGGGACUCAUAGUGUUGGUCAGAUGUGCUAUGUGGAGAAAUUUGUUAUCAUAGUUACCAUUUUAUCCUGUUGUCUAUUUUCUCCUCUUUCACCAUCCGUAACAUUAAAAGCAAUAAUUGUAAAGGUACUCAUUGGUUUCUCUUCCUUGAUGUGUGGUUCCUUGCCCAUUGGUUUCCUGCUAGUACUUGUCUAACACAGCCAUUCUUUUGGGCGCCAGAAUGGGGUCCUCCCGUUCAUUAUCUGGCCAGAGAGGGCGCCACUUGCAAGCAUGUGUCCCGACCCAAAACAUUGUCUCUCCAUUCAGAGGUUACCAGACCCCUUGAGUUCUUCCAGCUUUUUGGUUUUUGCUCCAGAUGCCAGCAUCAGCAGUUUCUUGCGUCCCCACGCUCCUGUCUAUGCCUGACAGCUAGACAAGAACUCUUUCCAAUAAAACUUGUUGAUGAGUGAUCAAGAAAAGUUAUCUACCGCAGUCCUGACCACCUCUUGCCAUGAACUCUUUAGAAAGUCACGAGGCCAACUUUGGUGGCCCUGGAUAGCUCAUUCAUAGAGCAAAAGUCAAAUUGGGUUCUUAAGACUGUUACCAAUGUGGUUUUUGUUGUUUUUUAAGGUAUAUUUGUUCGAUGACAUUUUUCUGACAAUCUGUUUACUUCAAAACCACUUGAGACAUAUACACACUAACACAGCACACUUUCUCUUAGAGGUGGAGGGUUCCUAGAGGUGAUUCCAUCAACCUUGUUACAUCUCGUUUCCAUGAACUCUUUGUGCUUUUCCCAAAUGGCUCAAAAUAAAGGACUGUUGGGGGCGGCACUGUGGUAGAGUUGCUUCCUUUCAGCGCCAGAGACCCGGGUUCGAUCCUGACUACGGGUGCUGUCCAUACAGAGUUUAUGUGUUCUCCCACUGACCGCGUGGGUUUUGCACCGGGGCCUCUGAUCUUCUCCCACACUCCAUACACAAACAGGUUUGUAGGUUCAUUGGCUUUAGGUAAAAAUUGUAAAUUGUCCCUAGUGCACAGUGUGGGUUAAUGUGCGGGCAUUGUCGGUUGGCGCGGACUUGGUGGGCCGAAGGGCUUGUUUCUGCGCCGGAUCUCUAAACUAAACUGUAGGCCAUUGUGUAAUUAUGUACAUGACCUUUUUAGGGAAGGCAAUUAAGCUUCAGUCAGAAGGAGUGGAGCCUCGGGCUUAAAAUGUUGUGAAUGGUUAAGUUCUAUCUUGUUAUCUUCAUGAUCGGAGAAAGCUGUUGAAUGCUACAUGUGGUGGAGCAAAAACCAAAUAAAUUAUAAAUCCUAUUUGACCGAUUCACCAUCUGGAAGUCUGCUGCGCCAUUCUAAUCCGUACUCCAGAUGUCUUUAACGGACACAAAGUGCUGGAGUAACUCAGCAGGUCAGGCCGCAUUCUUUAUCAGCUUUCUCCCUCUUACUACAAUCGGUCUGAUGAAGGAUCCUGACCCGAAACUGUCACCUAUCCAUGUUCUCCGCAGAUGCUACCUGACCCACUGAGAUACUCCAGCACUUUGUGUCCGUUUGCACAAACCAGCAUCUGCAGUUCCUUCUUUCUACUCCAGAUGAUGACCUUGUAGGUUUUGAUCAGAACCCUCCCCCUCGUGGCCAAAUAUUCACUUAUUGACCUUGGUACAAUGGAAUUAGAAGAGUCAAACUGGUUGUGAAGGUGAACUGCAAUGUGUUCAGGUCCUCGGAGCCUAUUAUGCUUUAUGGAUCUGCUAUGAAAGAAAGGUUGUGUACAAUUUUUUUUGUUGCCUUCGUUUAUUAAAAUGAAUGACUGUAAACAUAUAGAUUGCCCUAGUUGUAUAUUUGGUUUGGAUGGUAACUGUGCCUCUACCUUCCUCCUGGAAGAAAUGAAUCAAUUGCUAAAUUCUUCAUUGACCCCCAGGUAUUUUUGUCGGCCAAUAUGAUGAUUUGUAAUGUCCAAAAUCCUUCCAUGUUUCAUGCUUUCCCAUCCCAGUUAGGGAUGAAUUUGUAGUUUAUGCCUUUCAAAUCCCAAUAAACUAUUUUGUAUGUGA